AAGCAUUUAUACAGUUAGCAUGUCUUGUUGGCUCUACACUCUCUCCGCUCUGUGCAUUUUGGCCAAUUUAUUGGCUCCCUCUGUGGCUUGGAACUACUGCAGCGAGCAUUGGUGCAAGGAGGCGCGCAGUCACAUUGCCUGCAACAACAAUGGGAGUUAUGGGCGCAGUUGCAGUAAAGAGGCCGAGCUACGGCCCCUGAAUGUACAGCUGCGCAAUUUCAUUUUGCACAAAAUCAACUUCUAUCGCAACAAGGUGGCGUCUGGAAACUUUUCAGGUUUUGCGGCAGCGCAUCGCAUGGCCAGCGUUCAAUGGGAUCCCGAGUUGGCGACACUCGCCGAGCUGGCGGUUAAGCAGUGUCCACGGCAGCCGGAUGAAUGUCGGAACACCAGACGCUUUAAGCAUGUGGGCCAAAUACUGGGCCACGUGAUCUUCAGCACCAAGCGUUACAGUGACAUUCAGCUGCUCGAGCACAAGCUUGGCAAUUGGUUCAGGCAAUACAAGCGUGCCAAUAGCCAACUCAAUGCCGUCGAAGGGGGCCCGGAUAUCACUAGCUUCCGCCAGCUUAUGCAGGAGCGGGCCACACACAUAGGUUGUGGAAUAUUGCGUCAUGUGCAUCGCCAUCGCUGGCAUAAACAGUUCAUUGUCUGCAACUUUGCGCGCGAGAAUAUUGGCCGGGAACCGGUCUAUGGGGUGGCCACGAAACCUGCGAGUGGCUGCAAGAUGGGCGUCAAUCCAAAGUUCCCCAACUUGUGCGCCCUCCACGAGGCGUACGAUGUAAAUGUUGUGGACCACCUGGCAAUACCCAGACUCCGCAUCAAGCUCAAGUACAAUGAGGAGGGCAUGCACUCAAAGGCAGCUGCCAAUCGGACACUUUGAACCGUACAGUCGAGUCAGCCCUGCAUUGUGUAACUAAUUUUUUAAAUCCAUGGGUAUUUUAACAACGCAAUAAAACGCAGUUGCAAGAAA
Scaptodrosophila lebanonensis is the source of this 967-nucleotide messenger RNA. RefSeq names its product venom allergen 5. The record is from RefSeq and is a predicted model, not a curated record. The transcript is spliced from 2 exons. Lineage: Eukaryota; Metazoa; Arthropoda; Insecta; Diptera; Drosophilidae. Bases 20 to 877 code for a protein of 285 amino acids.